CUGGGUCAUCAUCAAUGGGCGCCGAGUGCAUUUUGGGAAUGUGGUCGUGAUAAUACAAUCUUCAAUUUUAAGUGGAUUUAUUGAUGAAAAUGUCGAUUUUUCACGACGAAGUUGAGAUCGAAGAUUUUGAGUACGACGAGGACACCGAAACGUAUUACUUUCCGUGUCCCUGCGGAGACAAAUUCGCCAUAAGCAAAGAGGAGCUGGAAAACGGUGAGGACGUGGCCACGUGCCCGAGCUGCUCGCUCAUUGUUAAAGUCAUCUAUGACAAGGAGAAUUUCAUGUCUGGUGAAAUCAUUGAGGCCCCAUCAGAGAGCAAAGUGGCGCUUGUUCCCACCUGAUCCAGGAUGAAUCAUGUUAUAUUAUUAUAUUAUUAUUGUUAUGGAGCGCUUGUAAUCAAUCACGUUCACAACCAGAGGAAUCUGAAAAUCAGAAACAACUUAUGUUUCCGUUUUAUGUGGUUUCUUAUUUUAACUUCAUGUUCACUAAGAGAAAUUUGUAAAUAAAUAUUUAUCUUGCUCUUUUCAAAGAAAUAAAAUGUUUUCAUGGCAUCAAUUGGAUGAUUCAUUUUGACCGCAGGCUUCUUUAAAAUAUAACUGUUGUUUAAAAUGUAUGAUUUUAGUUUAUAAAUGUCUUCAAUCCGAACAAAAAGACCAAGAUGUGAAUAUUAACUAUGAUGUGACGCCAUGUUUUU
This is a messenger RNA of Corythoichthys intestinalis (scribbled pipefish), 694 nucleotides long. It is a transcript of the gene dph3, whose product is annotated as diphthamide biosynthesis 3. The coding region runs from base 84 to 341 and encodes 85 amino acids. The record is from RefSeq and is a predicted model, not a curated record. Lineage: Eukaryota; Metazoa; Chordata; Actinopteri; Syngnathiformes; Syngnathidae. The transcript has 3 exons.